AUGGAAGCCUACCUCGCUGAGGUCCGCAAGAUGGAGAAACAGUUCUGGGGGCUGGAGCUGCAGCAUGUGCCUCGCGGCACCAAUCAAGAGGCUGAUGACAUUACCAAGAGGGCGUCUAGGCGGCUGCCUCAGGAGCCUGGCGUCUUCGAGGAGCGGCUCUUCAAACCCUCGGUGGUGCCAUCACUGUCGAGCACGGCGCAACCAAGGGAGGAGCUCCCUCAGCCGCCUACCUCAGGAGCUCCGGUCUGCGGCCCGGCCUCAGGAGCACACCUGCUCCUGGCGCUGGAGCCUCGGGAAGGGUGUUGGAUCCCGGAGCUGAAGAACUACCUCAUGCAAGGGACCCUGCCGGAGAACGAGGAGGAGGCGGAGCGUGUGGCGCGGCAGGCCACGGCUUAUUGCAUCAAGGAUGGAGAGCUCUACAGGAUGCGACCAAAUGACGUGUCCCUAUGCUGCAUCCCCACAGAGCAAGGGAAAGAGUUGCUGGCGGACAUACACGGCGGGGACUGCGGGCACCACUCGUCGUCGCGAACCCUCAUCAGCAAGGCGUUCCGCAGCGGAUUCUACUGGCCUACAGCACUCAACGAUGCCGUUGAACUGGGCAUGAAGCGCAAAGCGAGGCCUCAGCCUCGGGAGGCGAGGACCGCGUCGAGCUCCACCAAGCCAAAAUGA
Molecule: messenger RNA, 669 nt
Organism: Aegilops tauschii subsp. strangulata
Lineage: Eukaryota; Viridiplantae; Streptophyta; Magnoliopsida; Poales; Poaceae
Source: RefSeq, a predicted model, not a curated record